Cladocopium goreaui is the source of this 3420-nucleotide messenger RNA. The record is from the annotation of a GenBank genome assembly. NCBI's taxonomy places the organism in Eukaryota, Dinophyceae, Suessiales, Symbiodiniaceae.
GCUUUUACAGAAACAAUCCCCUUUACUGAAUGUUUUUUGAAGCUCCCAAGUCACCAGUCCAGCAAAUGUGGUUUAACCACCCCUGUUACCUUUCUAGCUUGUGAGGCUUACCAAUGUGUGGAGCUAUUUGCUGGUAAAGCUUGGGUAUCACGCUCCUUCCGUCAGCAAGGGUAUGCCACUGCAUCCCUGGAUGUGUUAAUGGGGCAGCCCCGUGAAGGAAAACUUGAUGCAAUGGAUCUUCGAACUUCAGCGGGCAUGGCGCUGGCAUUGACUACUAUGUUGAACCUGGUCCCCUUGGCCAGCGUUGUGAUGUGCGGCAUAGUCUGCAAAUCAUUUGUUUGUAUAUCCUCGGGAACUCAUCAAAGGGCACCAUGGUGCCCACUGGGGAAGCCUGGUGUGAAAAUGGUGGAAGAAGGAAACCUUUUUAUGAGCAGGACUGCCUUGUUGCUGGCCAUAGCGGAGGUCUUUGGUGCUGCCUGGCUAUUAGAGCAGCCAAGCUCUUCAGUCUUGAAAUGGCAUCCCCGGAACUAUCCCCCACUCUUUGGGUUCUACCUGGCCCGCAACUUUGAUGCCUUCAUCUCCAGCCGGGUAGACUUUCCAGCCUUGGAUGACGUUCGGGACAAAGAAGCCGAUGCCGCUGCUGGCCAGAAAAGGCCAACGGCGGCCAAGGCGCAACCCAAGCAAAAGGCUGUUGCCAAAGGGGCCCCAAAAGCUGCUCCCAAAGCAUCCCCAAUAAAACCAGCUGAAAAGCACGCGGCUCCUCCAGUGGAUACCAAUGCCUCUCCGGCAACCGCGAAAGCGAUGGCAGUGGUGCCAAAGCGGGUUAAGGGGAAGCAACCUGAAGAGAACAGAGAAUUUGAAGCCAUGAAAGAGGCCAACAGAAAGUUGCAGAAAGAAUUGGAAGAGACCAAGAAAAGAUUGGCCUUUGAACCGGCUGAGUCAGCACCUCCCUUGCCCAAGGCCUCCGGGAAAUCCCCUCCGAUUCCCAAGGCCAAGCCCAAGCCCGUGGCGGCACCUGUGAAUCCUCCAGCGGGUUCGGAUGAGGAUGAGCCUCCAGCUCCACCGGUCAGGAGCAUGACCAAGGAUGCUUUCAUCUCCAAAGUCAAGAAGACCCAUCGAGUGUUGAAGCGUUCUGCCAACACGAAACGUCGGGGAUGGUACAACAAGGCCGACCCCGCUGCUCCCAGCCUUGGUGGCGUCGCAGCUCUCUCCCGUUUGGCCCUGCCAGACACUUCGGAUGAAGAGGAGGAACCCAGUGACACGAGAAAGGGAAAGAGCAGCAAGCUCACUGACAUGUCAUCGGGUGCUGAGGCCUACAAAACCUUUUGCAAGUUUGGUGAAUCCAUGCUGGCACGAUCCAGCAAGUUGCAGACCACUUUGGCAGAGCUUGAGGGUGACAAGAGUGAUGACAAGGGUGACCAGGUUCAUUCACGUAUCAUCAAGUGCAUCGAAGCUUUGGAAUCAGCGAUCGGUAUCCUGAAUGCCGAGUACGAGAACGUGGAACUCGUAAAGGGUGAAGUGGGAAAGCUAAAGGAUCCGAAGGGCUUGGAUGAUGACACCACCAAAAAGUUUCAGCCUUAUUUACCUCAAACACCUGUGAACCUUCUGAAGAACAUCGACCAAUAUCGGAAUGCCAAAUGUGAUGCCCCUGGCCAGCUCCUUGUGGAUCUAAGCAAGAAGGUACCUUGCUCCCAUGCAGUGGCUACUGCGAAAGCAGCUGUGAAUGAUAGUCCCAAUGGCCACACACGGGCCCUACGAGAAUUCGCUAGUGUGAAUCCCAAGGAUGCAGAAGAUGGUGCUCACAAAAUCUUCAAGGAGUAUGGCUUGACUAUCCCAUUGCCCAUUCGUAAGACUGACCUUGGGGCCGAGGGUGUAGAACAAUUCCCAAUCUUGAAAUUUUCAGAUUGGCUUCGCUACUUGAUGGACAACUGCAGGUUCUCUCAAAUGUGUGGUGUCGAAACUCUGGAGGAAAUGAUGGAAACACUCCGGGAAUUUUGGGUGAGAUCUGAGAAGAUUUCCCCUCAACAUGAAAUCUUCGCCAGCUUCCGGGCUGGCACCGUCAUUCCAUCCCUGUGCCUACCGGUUUACAGCCACACUGACGAGGGUCGGACAUACCAAAAACAGGGCAUCCUGAUCGUCAGCACUCAUGGGGCCUUAGGCAGAGGCACCCGAAGCUUCAUUGCCAAGCAGGUGAAGAAGAACCAUUUGAAAAAACCUCGUAUGGGAAUGAACUUUGUUGGGAAAACGUUGUCCACACAGUUCCUAUGUUGUGCACUUCUCCGUUCAGUUUAUGCUGAUGAUGAUACCCCAUUCCGAAAAGUUAUGAGCUACUAUGCGGAGGACAUGAGCAUGCUAUCUACACAAGGGGUUUGGAACACCCCCAAGACUUUGCGUAUGUGGGCAUUGCACAUUGGCACCAAAGCGGACCUACCGGCUUUAAUUAAGGCUGGAAAUUUUGAACGCACUUUCCGACAUGUACCAAAAGCGAGUUCUUCUCGCAAACCCUGUGGCGGAAUCUGUCAUUUGUGCCUUGCAGGCCAGGAGGCCCCAGUGCAUCAUCCAUAUGAGGACUUCUUACCGACUGCUACAUGGACAAACACUUUGUUUUCUGUCAGGCCAUGGGCUGAUGACAAUGAACCGGAGAUUAUCCAGGGGCUACCUUUGUCAAGGCACCAGCCAGAAGACUUCUUCAAGCUGGACCUCUGGCAUACUUUUCAUGCUGGAGUUGGGAAGGUGUGGAUUGCGGCAUCUUUGGUUUGCAUCUCUGAGUUCGGGGUGCCGGGGAACUCUGUGGAAGCCAAGUUGGAAUGGCUCAACAAUGACUGGCAUUUGUUCUGUCGAAUGAAGAAAAUUUGUCCAAGCUUAAAGAUCGAACGGAAAACUCUGUCCUACCCACAGACCAGUGCUUGGCCUGAAGGUCAUUGGUCAAAAGGUCAAACCACUCCUCAUCUUAUGAUGUACCUCCAACAUUUGUGCGAGAAAGUGGUGGAUGGCAAAACGGAUGAUGCUUUGGGAACAUGUGCCUUCAACCUCUUCAUCUCUGGACUAUAUGGUGAGGGCUACUGGGUUCACCGUGAUGUUGCCAUUCCUUUGGCAGCGUGCUGCGAGAAAUUCUCUGAGUGUUUUGGAAGGUGCUCCGACGUUUGUUACCAACGGGGCCUCCACAGGUUUCAUGGGGUCCCUAAGUCCCACAGCCUUUGUCAUUUUCCUUUACGCAUGAGGGAAGAAGCUGCUAGAUCAGAGUAUGUGGUCAAUUGUUUGAGUGAAUCAGUGCAAAUGCAAGAGGAUUUCAUUGGACGCCCUAGCCGACUAAGUCGCAGGGUUAGCCCAAAAGCUCUCCACUUGCGUUGUGUUCAGCGAUACUUGAUAGGAGCUUACCAUGCCCUGUUGGAAUCUGAUCAAGACAGCCGGGGCUUGUGA